GCUAACACUGAUUUUAAACGUUAUAUGAAAUUUAAAACUCAACAUAAGUUCAAUUUCGAAAACAUUAAUAUCAAUGAAGUGUUAAAUGCACUGGAGAAAUUAAAGACAUCUAAGUCAACUGGACAUGAUAAUAUCCCAGCCAAACUUUUGAAAGAUGCGAGUGAUGCCGUGGCGCCUUUUUUAGUAUUUAUUUUUAAUACUUCACUCAAACAUGGAAUUUUCCCUGAUGAUCUUAAGACUGCAAGAAUUUCUCCAAUUCAUAAAUCUGGCGAAAAAAAAAUCGAGGCAAUUAUAGACCGAUUUCCAUUCUUUCGAUUAUUGCUAAGUUAUUUGAGAAACUUGUCUGUACACAGCUCAAUUCCUUUUUAACUGAAAAUAAUAUUCUAAGCUCGUGUCAGUCUGGUUUCCGUAAAAAUUAUUCCACCGCAUCAGCCCUUUUAGCAAAUACGGAUUCAUGGUUACUUAACAUGGAUGCUGGGAUGAUAAACGGAGUACUUUUUCUGGACUUAUGUAAAGCAUUUCAUACGGUUGAACACGGAAUUCUCCUAAGUAAAUUAUCUAUCUAUGGAAUCCAAAAUAAGGCCUUAGAUUGGUUUAAAUCUUAUUUGCAUAACAGAACGCAAUACUGCAGGGUGAACAGUGCAACAUCGUCCACCAGGAAAAUACGUUGUGGGGUUCCCCAGGGAUCGAACCUUGGUCCCGUUUUGUUUUUAUUAUACGUCAAUGACCUGCCAAAUUGCUUGGAUAAAUCCUGUCCGGCAAUGUAUGCACAUGAUACAAAUCUUACAGUAUGUUCAGAUAGCAUUAAUAAUUUGGAGGAAGCACUAAAUUCUGAAAUGAAAAAUAUUCACCAGUGGCUUCUUUCAAACAAGCUAACUUUAAACAUUGAAAAAACAGAAUACAUGAUCAUUGGAACCCGUCAAAGACUAGCUAAAAUUCAAAAAAAUACUAGCGUAUCAUGCGGGGGGAAACUAUUGAAACAGGUUUAUUCCAAAAAGACUUUAGGUGUACUGAUUGAUGACAAUCUAUGUUGGAAUGAGCAAAUCGACAACAUCAGUAAAAAGGUAUCGAAGGGCAUUGGUAUGCUGCGCCGUGCAAAGCCAUUUGUCUCUCUUGAAACUCUUAAAUAUAUUUAUCAGGCUUUAGUGCAAUCGAGUUUUGAUUACUGCUCCAUGGUUUCGGGAAACUGUGGCGAAGGUUCAAAAGAAAAGCUACAGAGACUACAAAAUCGUGCAGCUAGAGUAAUCACAGGUGAUACCUAUGAAAUUCGCUCCACGGAUAUUUUAAAGAAAUUAAAUUGGAGAACACUCGAAGAGAGAAGAAAGGAGCAAAAAUUAGCAUAUGUGGCCAAAGCCCUUUCAAACCAAUGUCCUGAAAACGUUUCAACUAUGUUUAAAAUCUCAAAUUCUGAUAAAUAUAAUUUAAGAAGUAAUAACAAGAUGCUGAUGUUGUCGAAGCCUAAAACAAAUUCAAUGAAAAGGACAUUCGGAUAUGCUGCUGCUAAAGACUGGAACUAUAAUAGUAAUAAUUUUAAAUCUACUUAAUUCAUUUGUAAUAUAUAUAUUUAACGUAUCGCUUCGACCCAAACAUUUCUUAGUAUCUUUUAAUAUUUUUAUAAUAGUUUAUAUAAUAGUAUUUCGAGUUUUAAUUUGUAUUUAAUAACACGGCCUAAUGAAAAACAACCUUUAUAAUUUUUGUAAAUACUGAUAGGUAAUAUGGUUGAUUAGUUACCGUGUAUAAAGAUGUUGUAAUAAUAAUAAUAAUAAUAAUAAUUGAGUAGCGAUUCUGUGCACGACAUCUUCGAUUUCAUCCGAACCGUCCUCGUCGUUAGUUAUGUUUCCGACUAUUCCCCAAGCAUAGGGUUCGUUACCUCGUCCGGGCAGAACUCUUCGUGGUACAAUGGCACGAGGACAGUUCGCACCUAUCAACAAUCCUACCUCGAUGUCACUAUGAUAGGGUGACAAUUCUGUUGCUAUCUUUGGUAGAUGGGACCACUUUGUUGCCAUCUCUGGACGUGGAAUUUGCGAUCUCUUUACUGGGAUAGCCUUGCAGAAUACUCGCGGAAGUUGUAUCUCAGAGUUACGCUUGAAGUCGCUCACCACGAGGCCGUUGACUUUGCUGGUUUGAAUGAUCUCGUUUGCGACAUUCAUAGUGGAAAGUGAAAUUUGUGUCGGAUGACCUUCGAUUCCAAGAUUGCUAGGGGUACUUUCGGAGACGAACGUGCUAUCAGACUGAUUGUCGAGGAGGGCGUAUACGAGCACGGCAUUUUCGGGAUGAUUUGCAUGUUGCAACCACCCGGGAAAGAUCAUUGAACUCACUAUUCCAUCACGUUCUUCCUUGGAAGUGCCAGAUUUGGUACAAUAGGCUGCCCGUUGUUCCGUUUGGUUUUCCGUUCGAGAGGGUGCAGUCUCUUUAGAUUCGCCUUUCAGGUCUCCAUGCAGGGAUGUUGGAUGAGCCAUUUUGCAUGAGUCGCACUUUUUCGUCUCUUGCAAUCCCUCGACAAAUGUCCCUUUCCAAGGCAUUCAAAGCAGUGUCCUUUCGUUUUUGCAAACUCUUUCCUCGCUUUGACCUCCAUAUCCAUAUAGAUCUUACAGGAUUCCAAUUCAUGGGCCUUUCCACACAUUGCGCAUUGGACGUCUUGGGUCUUGCCCUUACUCGCAUCUUCUUCAUUAACCUUUGUUGCCAAUGAUCUAGCAAACUCAUCGCGGUUUGAUUCUCGAGGUGUACGUCUGAAAUUUCCAUAGUCCCUUUGUCUUCGAGGUCCCCUUGAAUAGAUCUCUAUCUUCCAUUGGCUCAAGUUCAUUGGAUCGCACGCAAUGUCUGCUUCAACCACGACAUACUUCACAAAGUCAGAAAAUGGGGGGAAUCUCUUCGUCUCGUUCUUCCAAGCGUAAACCUUUCUGCUCCAUCGUGUGAGAGCCCAUUUGGGUAGUUUGGAAGACAUCUUAUUUAUCUCUUGGUCGUCGUUCAAAACCUUCAAACUGUCGACCCUUUCCAUCGCCUUCUCAUAUUGCAUCAGGUAAUCUGCGUAUCUUCGCAAUGCCAAACCAUCUUGUGGUGGGAUUUGAGGCCAGGAUUCCAAUUUCUUGCGGAAUGCCGAGGCAACUGCUUAUGGAUCUCCGUAACGUUUAGAUAACAUUUCCUUGGCUUUCAGAUAGGCAUCUUCUCCGUCCAUCAGCAUAUGUCCAUCUAUGACAUCAUUAGCUUCGCCACCAACGUACCUUCCGAGGAAAUGUAGUCGUUCAGUGGAAUUAGUCGCACGUGUUUCGAUUAAUGUUUCAAAGGCUUUAAGCCAAAUUGGAAACUUUAGUGGGUCACCAUUAAAAACUUCUGGUUUUGGAAGGGGGAGACGACUUUGGGCAUGACUUUCUACUAACUUAUUUAGAGUGAGGUGGGUUUGUAAGAUGUUCGGGUUCUCUAUGUUCGAAAUGGAGUGAUGAGCUUCGUUCGUACUUGUCACAUUCGGUUGUCCUUGUUCAUAUUGUGAGGAGUCGUUCGCUGUAGGUGGUGUAUAGUUACGAGCGUUAGGAUUCAACGUUCUGACCGCUUGAUUCUCUACAGGUGUUGUAGGACCUGCCUCUUGGUUGGAGGUGAGGUUUCCAGGAUGCUCCAAUUCUGUUAAAGGUGAUGCGUCCGGUGCCGACUGAGACUGGAGGAAGCGCUCGACGCGAUCGUGCGCAUUAUCACCACAAGGGAUCUCUUCAAUGGCUCUGAAUAAUUCUUCUUCACCCUCGAACCUUGUGCAGACAUCAAUUCGAGCUUCCGCUUCGGCGAGUUCCUCUCUAAUCUUGAAUCUUUCAUCAGUAAGAGUAAUUUUCUCUUUAACCUUGCGCUCUUCGUUUUGAAUCUCUUGUAGUUUGCUUUCAAUUUCUGGUAAGGCCAAUCGAUUUGCUUGAUCGAAUUUCUCCAUCUCACGAGCAAUACGCAUUUUGGCCUUGAGCACGGCUGCAUUCUCUUCCAGUUCUUGCCUCCUCUGUCUAUUCGAUGACGUAGUGCUGACCCUUGAACAUCGGGCAGAUUACUUCGGUAUGACCUACGAGAAAUGUGGCUUCUACCAGAUCUUCGAGAUAUCCCAGAAUGGUUGUCCUCAGCGUCAAAUUUCAUAUCCCUUAUUGCUUGACACACUUGCUGUACAACCUUGUUGUUUUCCUUGCUCAUGUCCUCAAAUUUUCUGAAAAGAGCAAUUUUAUCAACCGGAGAGUCAAUGACACUUUUCAAUUCCUCGUGAGCUUUCGUUAAAUCCUUCAUGCAUUGUUCCAAAAUGCAACAGUCGUUUUGUAAUGAUGCAAUUUCAGUACAACUUACUAAUUUUCCUUGAACGCGGUUGAUUUGCUUUCUCCACGCUUUAAUUGUAUCGUGAAAUAUAUCUUCUGGUCUUUUCUUCGAAAUGUGGAUCAAACUCGUUUGUAAUUCGUCGUAGCACUGAAAGUUUCCGCGUUCGUUUUAUCUGUUUUAUCAGCUUUUUCGGUUUUACUUGAAGUUCCACCCGAUUCGACGUUUUUAUCCGCCAUUUUUCGAGUUUUUUUUGCAAAUUGCCGAUGUCGUUCCGAGAGGUCGCCGAAGUCCUCCGAUUACGACCACAUGGAAAAUUCAAAAUGGCUCGUUCGUACGUUCAGUGAACGUUUUAUAAAUUCGAGCACGUAACUGUAUUUAGGACCAAUAUUUCGAUAGAAUUUCACGAUGAAUCAAGUUUACAGAAUCCCCAAUCACUUCGCCAAAUGUUUUCUCGUAAUAUAUCUUAUUAAGAUCGUGUUUUUAUAUGAAUAAAAAGGUUCGUUGUAGCUUUUACGAGGGAAAUCGUUGAUUCUGUAACUCCCACUAGUUAAAACGCAAUUCCUUGUUCUACUUCGACUUUUAUAGGGACGCAUAUAUCUGGGCACAUCAAGGGAGUUGUUGUUCACUAGCAACUACCAAGUAUCACGCAAAGAACACACACACGCAUAGCCAUAGAAUGUUCAAACGAUAGAUGAUAGAAGAUGUCAACUACAUACAAUACAAUACAAAACAUGCAUUAAUAUAAGUUAUAACCGAUAAAUAGCAAGUCAAUAUCGUAUAGAAAGUAUAUAUAUUACCGAUUUCUUCCCGCUUGUGUCCAGAUCAUACAACCAAAAGUUAUAAAUAAGUAAAACUAUAACGCAACAGCUAGUACAAAUAUUCUUCGAUAAAAACGUUUCCUUCGCACAUAUUUAGUCCAGGGGCCUGGAACUAGUACCGAUGGGCAGAGGCGUUUACAGUUAGGGUCACGUUUGUUUUUUAAGUGUAUUAUAUUCAAUUAAAAUAAUAUCUUUAAUUAAUAAUUCGCGCGCGAAUUCGAAUUGUAUUAAUUAAUGCUAAAUACUGAGCCGCUGACAUAAUCUGAUAUGAUCGCGGAUGGGGGUCACAGAACGCCCGGGAUAAUUUCUACCAUCGUGUUCCCUAGUGACGCCCAUGGGCGUACGGGAAGGAAAAAAUUAGGGGGGCGGAAAGAAAUUUGCCCGACUUUUUCGGAUUGUGCCCGAGUUGUCAAAAAAAAAUUUCCGGAGAAACUUUCCAAUAUUGUUGUCGACGGGGGGGAGGAGUAAUUACGAAAAAUUCCUAUUAGAUAGCAUAUUUCUCACAAAAUUGACAGAAUUUCCCACAAAAUUGACAGAAUUUGUCCCACUUAUUUUUAUAAUAAGCCAAUAUUUCCCGACUGUGAAGCGAAUAUUGCCCGACUGGCUUUGCUUGCCCAACAAACUGGGGGGAGCUGCCCCCCCCCCUCCGCCACCCCCUGCCAUUCGCACUAUUUGGACCAAACGACAGAAGGAGAGACCCUGGGAACGAGGUUGGAGUCCACCUUCCUUUCCUCAGAAUGUCAUGGCACCAUCUACGAGUCCAUUUACUCUUAGCCUGCGGGCCGGUAAAAUACUCGGUAAAUUGAUAAUUUGCACAACAUUUUGAGUAAAUAUUUACUCAUUAGUUUGAGUAAAUUCACACACACGUUACUUUUUUUUAACUUAGUUAAUUUUUGCCCCCCUUUUUGUUAUGAUCAGUUUUUGGCCAGAUUUAUUCUUCACACAGUUUCAAGCUAGCGAUAGAUUGAGACCGCUUUUUGGUGUAUCUAUUUUAGAAGAAAAGGGCCACGCUCGCAAUGAGUUGUGGGAUGUCGUGUAUCAAAUAUCAAGUGUGAUUACAACCUCGCAAGCUAGGGUCUUUUACUUCCGCACGAGGUUGGUGUGAUUACUGAUUUGCAAAAUGUUUUCGUUUGAAUAUAUUUCGCUCAAGAAAAUCGUAGUUUUUAUCAUAUUUUGUAUUGGAUAAGACAUAAGUGACUCUGAAUCAUGCCGAACGCAUAUUUGAACUCAGGUGUGAAAUAUUACUGUUUAUAUCAUAUAAUUAUAACGUCCAUCGACCCUAUUAUCUCAUCUAUCUUGUGGUUAUGAAGUUUUUUAGCGGACAAAAUAUCUGAAAUGUAUCAAUCGAGUUUAUGCGCUACAAAUUGAUGUUAUGUGCAAAUAUAUCAAUGUCAUAAAACGAUACAACUAAAAGAUAAACCGAUACAACUAAAAGAUAAACCGAUACAACCAAAAGAUAAACCGAUACAACUAAAGAUGAGGAAACGGAAGUAAAUACAACUGAAAGAUGAGGAAACGGAAGUAAAUACAACUAAAAGAUGAGGAAGCGGUUCUGGAAUAUGCGGCCCCAAUAUGGGGUGGUCUGCCACAAUACCUUACAGACGAACUGGAGAGUAUCCAGACUAGAAGUCUGAAAAUUAUUGGGCUACCUUCUGAUUCUCUUCAGUCUCUAGAGCAACGUCGGGAUAAUCUUGCCAUUCGUGAGUACAAGAAAAUCAUUAAUGAUGAAACGCACUCAUGCAGGAAAUAUAUACCUGACAUAGUGACAAACACGUAUGACUUAAGAACACCAAAAACUCUUCCCCAAUUUCUCUCAUACACUAAAAGGCAUGAACUAUCGUUUAUUCCGAGAACAAACUCGCUAUUAUAGAUAAUAUUUCUAUAACUAAGGCCUGCUCUGGGACCUUAACUCGCCGCGAGAUAAGGCGAGCCUAUGCGAGUUAAGGCGAGAUAGGGCGAGUUAAGGAAAAAUCUGGCUACUGACCCUUGCGAGUUAAGGCGAGAUAAGGCGAGUUAAGGAUAAAUCUGGAUAUUGUAUACACACUAUGUAUUUUGCUUUGUUUGUGCAUUAUGCAAAGCAAGUAUGCAGUACUUGAAGUAGCAGGCCUAGAAAAGUGUUUUAUUCUAUAUUCUACAAUACAUACAUGAUAUGCACAAUAACUCGGGACCUGGAAACAAGUUGCAUCAAAACGAGGCUGGUAGCCAGAUGCCAAAUUGUAUAAUUUGAGGCAUUAUGCAUAGUGUGUAUAGAACUGCAUUGUUUCCUAAAUUUUCACAGUAUCAGUUGCUAACUUGCUAUGACUAGCUUCACCACAUAUUUUGUAAUUUUUAGCUGUUUUCAUGAAUCAUGACAUUAUCAAUUAGGUUCGAAUUUUUUUGCAAGCAGCAGUCCUUGUAUUCAAUUUUUAAUUUAAUUUAAUAUAAACAUUGAUAUGAAACAAAGAGAAACUAAAAAAGCUUGCUAGGAAAUUAUAAUAGAUUAUUUACUAUUAAAUUUAGCAUGAAACUUCGAACCACAAUGAUAUAUUAAAUGAUAACCAACGGUCAUAAUACUAAAAUUAAUGCCCAACUUACUUGCUUUGGAAACGUAAAUGAAUGUAAAUGACAAUGAUACCUCUGUAUAAAACUGUAUUAUUGUUUAACUAGAAAUACAUGCAUGCAGCAACCCCUCGCCUUUUUUAACAGAUGAAGUAUAGAAAUUCUAUUCAACAUCAAGUACUCCAUGUUUAAAAUAAUAAUAGUCGCUAUGGUAACAUGAAAAUAAUAUGAGAAAACAGUAGGAUAUAAUUUUUUACCAAAAGAAUCGUUGAUUUUCAUAAUUUGUUAUUAAAAGGAAUAUGUUAUGUGGCUUUCAAUCGGCUAAAAGUUAAUGUAAAAUGUAACGGUAAAGCGUUUCGAAACUUUGCCGUGGAACCGCAAGGGAAGCUGAAACACUCGCUUUGUUGGCAUUAUAGUCAGUAGUUUGCUCGAAAAUACGGUGAAAUAUACUUGUUUUAUAUAAGCAAAAGCUAGUUUUUGAGUUAUAUUUUGGUGAAGCCAUAUUUGCUACAGGUAAAAGACCAUUAUAAACACGCAUAAAAACACGAUAAGCUGUAUUAAUUGCCCCAAAUAAACAAUAUUUAAAAUCACGUACUACAUUCAUACAUUUUCAUGUAAAUACCAGCUUGCAUAAAAAUAUAUUAAAUAUUGAGUUGAAUGGCAUAAAAAUUUCGCCGAUAUGUGAAUAAAAUCGAAAACACAAAGCAUGCAAGUACGGUAUGAAAUUUUAAUACUGAAAUGUUCAUAAGUUUUAUAACACUUACCCAAGAUGACAAGAUAGCCAAGAGUCAAGACAACAAUUAAAUUUUAUAUUAAAACCAUCUGGCUCGUCUUCGACAAAAUUCGUGUUUAUCAGCCUAUGCAUGCCUUUCACACUUUGUUUCACAGUUGACAGCCACUAAUUCAUGAAACUGCAGGCUUGUUUCCAGUUAAAUGUCGAAAUACAUCGCAAAAAAUAUUUUAAAAUAGCAAGUAUCUUUCCAAAAUGAAAAACAUUUUUUUAGUGCGAGCUAUUACACGUGCAUGCGCAAUAACGUCGAAGACCGUCCAUCACAUAAUGGAGGACAACUUUGCACUUCGCUAUGUUUUCAAACACCCGGGUGUAAAUAGCCGGGCGGAAUUAGUACCCUCGCACGGCGCUUCGCGCCGCCGGCUCGGGGAUUAACAAUUAUUCGCCGAAAGCGAAGUGAUUACCGGUGAAUAUUCACCGAGACGAAGUCGAGGUGAAUAUUCACCGUAAUCACUGAGCCUGAGGCGAAUAAUUGUUUUAGUAUAAAUUUUUAAUGAAUAAAACAACAUUCAAAUAUCAGUUCAAUUAAAUUUCAGAAAUAAAACUGUUUUCGGCCUGUUCACUAAUAGUGUUGCAGUGUUUCUUGUACGCACACGCUUUCAAAAUGGCUUCUUGUGUGACUUUAUUGCUUUAUUACAAAGUUGUUUUUCUCGAUUUCUGCUUGGAAUAUAAACACAAUAACGGAAUGACUCUUUCACCAGACUUAGAAUUAAAAAUAGCUUCUGUUUAGCAUUAAUUUCUUCAGGAAAUGGCUGAGGAAUUUGGUAAAAUGAAAUGUGAAACUAUAUCGUUCGAAAAAAAGUUUUAAUAACACUUUUUACUUUACAAGUUUCGAAAACACAAUACAGCGGUCAGAACACCUUACAGCACAAUGAAAACAUGACAUAUCUAAAGAAAUAUUAUCGUUCAAAUAGGGAAAUUGAUAGGAUACAAAACAAAAUUGUUUUAGAAAGAAUAUCACAGCUUUUCCCAACAGUCGGGUAGCCGGUUUUGCAAAUUGUUUGAAGCGAAUGUUUUAAAUAAGUUUUAAAUUGUCCGUGAAUAUGUUUGACACAGUAAAAUAAUAAAGAAAUCCUACCUUUCAAGCUAAAUGCAACAUUUUGUGCUUUUUUCGUUUUCUGGAACGAUUUUUUCAAUAUUUCGUCGAUUUUCAAACCAAAUUUGCCGGAUCGUUCUUUUUGAAAAGCAUUAUUUACUAGUCUGCUAGUAAAUAAUGCCUCAGAUUUACUAGUCAACUAGCCAAUCAGAAUGCGCGAAAGCUUAUUUGGUAUGCAAAAUUUAUACUAAUAAUAUUACCGAAAUCAGUAGAGUGUCUUUUCCGGAAGUUGAAAAGACAGUCAAAAGCCAGUAGAAACUUUCAUGUUUUAUGACGUCACGAUGAAAGAAGGUAGCGUGGAACUUGUAAGUUAUUUUACUUAUUAGUAACUCCCUGUAGUGACUUUGCAUUUCUUCUCCCAGUGCCUUCCCACGAAUAAAAGUUCUCCCUAGUGUGAGGCGGUUUCUACAAAAAACCGAAGACCGACCAAAAAACCCGAAAAAACCGAGUGAACAGGUUUUUAAAAAAAAUAUGUUCGAAAAUCGGUUUAAAACAGACAACAACACACGCUAUUGAAUAUUUUAGACCUGUCUUCGCAGACGUCCGCCUUUAUUACUAGCGAAUCAAAAUUCACCAUCGCUUGAUCCGCUUAUCCGUUCAAGACUUCAAGCUCGUGCGAAAUUGUAGAAUGGUAUUUAUAACGUAAGGUAUUUUGAAGAUGUCAUCAAAUUUCAAACAAAAUCUCUUUAGUUUUCGUGUGUAAAUGCCAAAACUUGAUUCAUUUGCAAGAAACUCGUAUAAGUAUGUUUCGAUUUCGGUUUCCCCCCGGUUUUUUCGGUUUUCCGGUUUUUCUCCAAAAGUAUAAACAUCGUCAUCGAGUAAUUCGGUCUUAAAAAAACAUCGGUUUUUUCGGUUUAUCGAAAAACCGCCUCACCCUAGUUCUCCCUUUGUUCAAAAGCUUGUUUUGUGUUUGGCGAGCCAUUGUCACUUUGUCAAACUAAAUAAAGUUACUAUGUUGUGAAUUUCUAUGCCUCCCUUAGAACGUGUUCACAACAAAUCACAAAUGGUUGAAUUUUAAGUAAAUAUCAAUAAUAUAUUUUGUCACAUCUCUGGUUUUCUCACACUCUCACAAUCCCUUCACAAUACAUGCAUAACGCCCUCUCUACAUCCGGUUUGGAACUUCCGCUAUACUCAGUUCCCGACACACUCCCCCAUGUAUAUUCUCAAUUGACAUAUACAUGCAACUUCUUGGACUGGGUGAACUUAAUUAGGCGAGUCCUUUGUGCUCAACAAACAAUGUCUACAUUAAUGUUCUUAGAAUUUGGUUAAAUAUGAAUGUUAAUUACACGUAAACGUUUAUUUUCCAUGUCAAUGUUCCUCGUUUUCUUGUCUUACGAUUUCUUGAAUUCGUUGUGAAGCUACGGCUGCGGCUUGUCUUCGUGGUCGAGGGUUGUACUCCGGAGCUUCUGGGUUUAGCUGACUUGGUUCUUCCGCGUCACAACUUAACUCCAGCGGAAACAAAUGUUGGAUUGCCCGCUCUAAAUGACCAUUUCCAGUUUUCAACCGCACAGCUCUCACAACGCUGUCUCUCCCCGUGAUUAAUUGCUUUACCAUCGCUAGUUUCCACACGUUUCUGGGUUUCUGAUCUUCUUUGAUAAUCACAAUAUCUCCAACGUUAGGAUAGGAUGUAUCUUUCUUCUCCGUCAGGCGAUUUUGUUCCCGAAGACUACGAAUGUACUCUCGAGUCCUCUGUUCCACAUAGCUUGCUUGCAUUUACGUAAGUACUUCGCUCGUUUUCUGAGGUCCUUCUCUGGAAUGUGGUGACUAUCUAAUUCCGGUAUAUAGGUUGGGUUGAUGUGCAGGAUGGAAUUAGGGGUCAUAACAGGUAACUCGACAUCGUCUUCUACAUAACUUAGUGGCCGAUUAUUGAUGGUGUUUUCGAUGUCUAGGACCACUUCUUCAAGCUCCAUCCAAUUCAAAUUACCAUUGCCGACUGACUUACGAAAAGCACUUUUGAACACCCCAAUCAGACGCUCGAAUUGCCCUCCCCACCAAGGGGCACGGCUUAGGUUAAAUCGCCACUCGAUGGAGAGGUUGGCUAGUAGAUCAUUAAGCUUUUCGUCUUCUCUUACUUCUUUCACCCACUUGGCAGCAGCUUGGAAUGUAGCCGCGUUAUCUGAGUAAAUCAGUUCGGGUCUUCCUCUGCGUGCGAUAAAUCUCUUUAGACUGAUAAUAAAUUCUGGAGCAGUUAAUGACUUCACUAGGUCUAAAUGUACAGCUCUUGUAAAGGCCCGUUUACACUUGCAAUUUUCGCUGCGAUUUCUAGUGUGAUUUUCUUCGUCUAAUGGAUGUGAACGAGUAGAUAAGUUAUGAAUGUUCAGAUGAGAGUACAUAUACUUAUAUCAUUCAUAACUCAUCUACUCGUUCACAUGCAUCAGAAGACGAAAAUCGCACUAGAAAUCGCAGCGAAAAUUGCAAGUGUAAACGGGCCUUAAGACUACAUGCAUAUAGGGCGAGGUAAGCCUUUGCUUCCUUCUUGCACUUCAGUGAAUACCGUAUUGGCCCUGCGAAGUCAACACCGAGUACUUGAAAUGGUGUAGUUCCUUGGGUUCUCGUGGUUGGCAGGCUUCCAGGUGGUGGGUCUUGGUAGGCUUUCGCAUGAAACCGCUUACAUCCAUGACAUGCUCUCAUAAUCUUCUUUAUCAACCGGCGAAGUCGUGGUACCCAGUACCGUUCUCGGACCUUUGUCAUCGUGAUCCCGAUCCCUCCAUGGAUUGUAGCCAUGUGAGCUUGAAAUACCACUUUAGCUGUGAAUGGAUGUGAAUCCGGCAGGUAUAUGGGAUAUUCACCUAUGAUUCUUCCCCGACAUUCCAGUACUUGGUCCUCAUUGGGCUGAAGGUUGAGCUGUAUUUGGUCAGUUCGGAAAUGAAGGUCUCCUUCCGCUUCUCUUUGGACCCGUAGUAUCCACCACAGUUGUUGUUGUUUGAUCUCGCUCGUCUUGAUUGGACCAACUUCCCUUUCACGGCCGUCUUUCUUGCAAUUUGAGAUGAACCGAUUAAUCCACGCCUCGAUUCUUAGUUCCUUAGAUAACUGGUAUUUGUCAAGCAGUUCGUCAAAGAUGUCCGGCUCAAUAGUUGCAACAGCAAGGAUCUCUUUGAUUACUUUGGCUUCGGCUUUAGUUUCUGCAGUUGCUUCUAGUCGCUUGUCUGGUGGCCACUCAGAUGGGUUGCUCAACCACGUUGGACCUUUCCUCCACAGCUCGUUGUUCACGACAUUCCCUCCCCGACUUCCUAUGUCUGCUGGAUUAUCUGUGGUUGGAACAUGAUGCCAAGUUAUCUGGUUGUGUUGCUGGAUCUUGUUGACACGGUUGGCCACGAACUGGUGAUACUCGCCUUGGUCAUUAAUCCAAUAAAGAGCGACCGUGGAGUCGAGCCAACAAUGAAGGGUCACGCGCUGGAUACUGAGUGCUGCUUGGGCAUUGGUCACGAGGUUUGCUGCCAUAUGCCCGGAUAUUAGUUCUAGUCGAGGAAUUGUUAAGUUACGCUUCGCAAUUCUUGACUUGGCACAAACCAGUUCUUGGGUGAUUUCUUCUCCUUGAUUGACAACCGCGUAAACUACUGCGCAUACUCCACGAGAGCUUGCGUCCCCAAAGCCAUGUAGAGUAACCUCUGAUACCGAUUGUCGAUGUGGUGCAAGUGCUCGAGGGGCCGUAAAUGUUUCAAGGGAAUCAUUCCAUUCUUUCCAUCGUUUAGUUAACGGUAAUGGCAGGCUGGCAUCCCAUGGUAGUUUUGCGUCACAAACAUCACGAUAAAUUAGUUUACCUACUAACAUAGUAGGAGACACAAGUCCUGACGGAUCAUAUAUCUUGGCUAAUUUUGAAAGGAUUCCUCUUUUCGUUGUUGUUCCGAAUUGUUUUGUCAGGGUGACACUUAACGUAUCUUGUUGUCUGUUCCAUGGAAGACCGAGUAGUUUCCCUUCUGGUUGAUCAACUCCUCCGAGCUUUCUUUUGGCAUAGGUAAUCUCUUCGGGUUCUGUUUGUACUUCGUUAGUCGGUUCGAGUUCUGGCGCGUUAGAAUGCCAUUUAUGGAUGCUAAACGUUGCAUCUUCGAACACUUCAACAACAGCUGCUUUCUUUUGCUCGGUUUCUUCAACAGUUGUUCCACCGCUCAUUAGAUCGUCGACAUAUAUUGCUUCACGCAGUUCCUUAACGAUCUCUGGGUAUCGCUCUUCCCAAUUGUCAAGGUGUUGGUUUAUCACUCCCCCGAGGAGAAAUGGCGAGCAUGUGAGACCGAAUAACGCUCGGGUGAAACGGUACACUUCAAUUCCACUAGUGUUUGGAUGCUUCCAGUGGAAUCGUAACGAGUCCCGUUCUUCCUCCAUAAUUCGGAUUUGCAGGAAGGCUUUCUUCAAGUCGGCGGUAACGAGGAUUGGGUAGGUGCGUGAUUUUACUAAAACGUCCCAUAGGUGGUUUUGUAGCGGGGGCCCUGGAUGAAGGCAGUCGUUUAAAGAGGGAUGGCUGUUGCUUUCUCUCGCUGACGCGUCAUACACUAUGCGUAACUUGGUACUUUCUACAUCGUUCCUGGUCACGCCUUUAUGUGGAAUGUAGAACUCUUUUCCCGUAGCCUUUUCUGGCGCUGCUUCGAUAAUCCCGAGUUGUAGCUGUUCUCGUAUAAUCUCGUCGUACCUUUCAUACUGAUCUGUCUGCUCCAAUUUCCUUAUUAGGUGAUCUAGGCGUCGCUUGCUCCCAGUUUCAUUGGUGGGUAGAGGGGGGUGGUUCCCUUUCCAAGGUAAUUUGGCUUCAUACCAUCCUGCGUCAUUUCUGCGUAGUUGCUCCUUAAAUUCCUGGUAGACUGUCUGCUGGUCGUUCUCAUUACUGUCGGCAAGACCUAGAACAUCCAACGCACAUAGCUGUUCAUAGUCCGUGUUGGCGGAUUUGGUUAAUAGAAUUGGGCUGUCUACCUCCUCUCUUCCAGGAGACAUGAUUGUCCAUCCAAGGAGUGUUUUCUCUGCAAUUGGUUGGCCUGGUAACCCGACUCUUUGGGCUGUUGUGGUUUUAAUCAUUGCAUAAUCACUUGCGCCGAGCACUACAUGGAUUGGAAUUUCUGGCCGAUUGUCAGGAUCAUCAAGCUUUGCACCCCUAAGAUGGCUAUACUUAUCUAAUAACUUUGCAUACAGUGGGUUUUUGACCGACAUCAGCUCUGGCUUGUCUACUUUCGAUAGUUCAACAUUCAUGUCGAAUUUGUGGUCCAGCGACUUGAGGUUUGCCGAAUAUAUCUCGAUUCGAGUUGUCGAUGACGUCAGCAUCAUUUCUAUUCUCUUUGUCUUCACUUCUUUGGGUCUUUUCUUUAGAGCAUUGAUCAGGUUGGUCGAGGCAUAGGAACUACCAGCUCCAGUGUCGAGAAGCGUAUGGGUUUUAAUUCCUUCAACUUCGACAAGUACGAUAGGAUAUAUCACCUCCUGGUCUUCUUGUUUUCUGGCAGUCAUCGCUGCUUCUGGCUUAGACUCUUUCGGCGCAUUACAAAUUGACGUAUGAUGUCUUUUGUUACAAUGCCUGCAGGUUGAUGUACUUCUACACUCUGAUGCUCUAUGGGAAGGCCCUGUGCAGUUGAAACACAGUUUCUUCGUUGCCAACAGUCUCUUUCUUUCGUCUAAUGUCAAGAUUGAAUCACAUUCGGUUGAUCGGUGGCUCUCUGAGUUGCAAUAUACACAAACUCGUUUUUGCUGGGAUUUCCCUUGCUGUGUCUGGAGAUGGUACUGGUUUCGCCGCUCUCUCUUGUUUGAAUCAUCUUGCUUGGCUUCAACUGGAUUACGUCGUGUCCACAGUCUGAGGGCCUCAGUAAGUUGAACGUAAUUCCACUCUUCCCACUUGGAGUCAUUGCGAACCAAGUCUCCCCGAAUGUUUGGUAACUUCUCAAGGGUCAUAGAAACCGUUCCAUUUACAGCAUCCAGCUUUUUAAGGGUUUCCAGUGACUGAACAGAAUAUGCUAACUUUUCGUAAAAUUCGAGAAUUCUUUUUGGGUUUGAUGACGGGGUAUAAGGAAGAUCGAGUAUUUCCUUCACAUAUGCUUUGACGACCUCACUAUCUUUGCCAAAUCUGUCUUUCAAAAUGGCUAAGGCCCUAUUAUACCCUUCGGCAGUAUAUGGCAAAGCUUCAAUUGCUUUCUUCGCUUUCUCGCAUAAUAAUUAUCUAAGAUAAGAAAAUUGAGUAACAGGAAGCGUACUUGAUUUAUCGAUUGUUUCAGAAUAUUGUCCCCCAAAUCGAGGCCAAUCAGCAUAUGUUCCAUCAAAUUUUGUGAUUGUAAGCUUGGGUAACCUGGCUUGGAUGUUUCCACUUGCGCUUGAAGAUAUCUCACUCGAUGGUGCUUCCACUUUCUUGUGUUCUGCUUUCAGUUUAAUUUUUGCUUCUUCAAGUUUAAGCUCGAAAUUCAUACGCUCUUGUCGAUGUUGAUCUUCACGUUUGACUUGUGUAUCGUUUAACCACUGUUCGAGAAGCCCUAUUGUUUGGUCUGCUGCUUCUAUAUGCUUUUCUAUUUCGUUGCUCCAUUGAUCGAUCUCGCUCACUUCUUCCUUCGAUGUAAUUUUCUCGGCUUCGACAGUUCUAUGCCAUUUGCUCACUUCUGUUAGCGAUUCUUUUAAAGUUUCGAUAUGUCUUCGAAUAACAUGUUCCUUACCUCCUUUUAAAACGUUAUCCGACUUAUCUCUUGCUCUCCCAAGUUGAAUUAGUUUUGGUUUUAGUGUAAUCUCCGCGGUUUCUCCCGUAUUUUCGCCUGUCGCCAUGUCGCUUUUAUACAAACACUUUGUUUACGACUUUUACACACGCUAAAACAUCACAAAAUCACAAAUAUCCCGUUCGUUGAGGUGCCACGUGUUGUGAAUUUCUAUGCCUCCCUUAAAACGUGUUCACAACAAAUCACAAAUGGUUGAAUUUUAAGUAAAUAUCAAUAAUAUAUUUUGUCACAUCUCUGGUUUUCUCACACUCUCACAAUCCCUUCACAAUACAUGCACAACGCCCUCUCUACAUCCGGUUUGGAACUUCUGCUAUACUCAGUUCCCGAAAUUGGCUCGGUAAAAGCGCAAACAAAUGUAGCCAAAUAACAUCGCUCUAAAGUUCCUAUCGAAUUGCGCAACUGUAGCUGACUGUAGCGCAUUGCAGCACUGUGAUUGGUUUGCUUCAUCUGACUGUAGCAAAAAUGCUAAAUUUAGUAACUCGUCCCCCCGCGCUGUAGCAUUUUGACGUAAGACCCCCAGUUGACUGUAGCAUUUGGACGUCAUAAAUCGCUAUAUUUAGACCACUUUUCUGAACGCUUUUUGAACGAUGUUUACAAAGUUUAGGUGAUUUCCCCUAAAAGCGGGCGUUGUUUCGGGUAAAAAUCAGGUUAAGAUAAGCGCUUAUUAAUUAAUUAAAAACGUAACUUAAUAUUUGGAGCUCACAAGAAACGUACGGACAUCUGGUCGAAGCUGCGGAAGUUGAUUUUUUGAGAUAGAGAAAUUGGAAAACUUCUAUAAGGAAUUUUUACUAUCAACACAUUCAGUAUUAAAAAUAUUUUUGCACGAAAAUCUGACUGUAGCAUUUGCUACAGUUGCUACAGUCUGGAUCCGCCCCUACGAUGCCUAGCAAAUCUGACAGCACGAAAUUCCGAAAUUUACAGCGAAUUGCUAUACAUCAGGCCAGACUUCUCGUAUAUCGGUAAAUGUCAUACAACGUCCUAUUUUGAAUAAUGAAAAUUACGGAAACAUUGGGAAUCAUCCUAAGGUCAAUGCCAGGUAGACCAAAAUUUAAAAUUUUGAAAGACCAGCUGCAGUAUUCACAGAUGUAUUUUGUGGUGAAUUGGCCACACCAUCCAGUAGCUGUACAAUUAUAUAUCUAGCCUGUAGUAGAGAUGACUGAAUAUCAUCUGACGCCGAAGCUCUUUCAUUUUCCGCCAUGUUUACUUAAAAAAGCACAUGUAAUCCAAUAUCGUGAAAAUAAUUACGCGCCAUUUAUAUGCACCGUUAGCCCGCGUGCAGGCCCAAGGGAGCAGGCUGAAGGGAACUUGAUAGUGGGCCUGCAAGCAAGGCCCGGUAUUUUGUACUUUCCGCGUUCGCCCACGAACGCGGCAUUCUGAUUGGCUGUUUGCUGUUGGAUUCUAUAAUUAGGUCAGUGAUUCAUCACAAAGGCAUAGACAAAGGCUCUCGAUAAGCUUAAAAUUCGAAAAUUGAUCACUUUUUUCGAUUACAAAUGGAACAAGAACAGACUGUUUAUUGUUUACUUGAAGGAACAAAUGUUUUUGCCGUUAUGCCAAUGAGGAUUGCUUGUCGUGAGGUGUUGGAAUAGCAACAUUUUAAUAUUACGAAUGGGGUAUAAAACUAUAGUAACCUUUACUUGAGUUUCAUUAAUUUCAAACAAACUUGAUACGUUAUAUGUUCCUCAAGAAAAUUAUCUUUUGGUUGAUGUUGAGAUGCAGUUGCAUGUAAGCCAAUUCAAAAUACUUUGCGAUUUACAAGGCUUCGCUGAGAGAGCAAAAGAUAAGACGGUAUUAAAUUGCCGUUUGAAACGAAACGAUCUGGACUCUGAACGCUCUCUUCUUUUGUAGAGUUCUCACCAAAUGAAAUAACUGAAAUAAAUUUCGUACUUUCCGCCGCCAACAAGAAUUGCACACACGAUCUGAUAAAGUGAGACAAUUUAUUUAUAACAAUGGCGACAGCGAAGCAACAUUAUAAAUGCUGAUGUGGUCGCACGACUUCCCUCACGAUUUGAAGUUUGAGACUGGUUUUCUGUUGAAAUUCGUCUUAAUUUGCCUGUUCCGAUUUUAGUUGAAAAUGAGCACUUGUAAAUUUGGCAAUUACUGACUGCGUUGGUUUUUUUUUUUUUGUGUUUUAACACAGGCAUUUACACAUUGUUUCUAUUUUGAAUAUUAAAGCAGAGAAAACCCCGCAACAUUUUAAUGGUCUGGACUCUGAACGCUCUCUUCUUUUGUAGAGUUCUCACCAAAUGAAAUAACUGAAAUAAAUUUCGUACUUUCCGCCGCCAACAAGAAUUGCACACACGAUCUGAUAAGUGAGACAAUUUAUUUAUAACAAUGGCGACAGCGAAGCAACAUUAUAAAUGCUGAUGUGGUCGCACGACUUCCCUCACGAUUUGAAGUUUGAGACUGGUUUUCUGUUGAAAUACGUCUUAAUUUGCCUGUUCCGAUUUUAGUUGAAAAUGAGCACUUGUAAAUUUGGCAAUUACUGACUGCGUUGCUUGUUUCUUUUGGAGUUUUAACACAGGCAUUUACACAUUGUUUCUAUUUUGAAUAUUAAAGCAGAGAAAACCCCGCAACAUUUUAAUGCGAGUUUGUUUGUUAAUAUUUGGGUUGCUGUCAUUGGUUCUUUUUUGACAAUUGACGCGCGAAUGGGGCGUGUUAUGAAAAGGGGCGUUUUACAAAAUACCGGGCCUUGCUUGCAGGCCCACUAUCAGUUCCCUUGGGCCUGCACGCGGGCUAAUGCACCGUUUUCGCCCCAUUUGGAGCUAGUGCCCAAUUGCAUCACGGGAUUGUACUUGCCAAAUGUACGAUUGUUGGAAAAUAUUAAAACGAUACGUUUACUAGUAUGUUGUUGCAAAAUAAUACUUUGUCAUUGAAUGCUUUGUUAUUGUUAAUAAAUGUCUUGUAACCGCCACAAAAUUGUAGCAAUUAAAAGGUUACUUUAUCGUUGCCAAAUGUGUUAUUAUUGUAGCAAAAUGUUACGUUAUCAUUGCCAAAUGUGUUAUUGAAUUUUGACACACAUCAUCCGCCAUGUGCAGAAACCCUCGCCUUGCUGACAAAGUCAUUGUAUUUUCCGAACAUGAAGUAUCUAAAGUAGUUGUCAUGGUAGCACGACAAUUUUUUAAGAAUAUUCUUUACAAGGCUUACAAAAUGAAAAAUCGCCAAAAAAUAUCACUUUUAAUUACAAAAUUAUCACUUUCCCAACAUAUGUAUGUUAGGUAUGAUAUUAUUCGUAAUAUAAGCUUCAAAUUAAGGUAAAAUUCAACCGCAAACGCUUCGCAAAACGUUUUAAAGUGUUCUUUAUAAAACCAAACUCGAGACUAUUGAACUGCCUUUAAUUAAAUGGCUUUAUCGAAUUUCGGUAAACUUUGAGUUUGCAAUAAAAUGAUUUCAAAUUCUCGCAUGCAAAUAACUUUGCUUUCUUUUUUAUUUAAAAAAUUCAAUAUAAUAAAAAAGGGAAUCAAUAUUAAAGAUACACUGAAAUUAUAUGCUGUCUUGUUUAGUUGUUUCAUAUACGCAAAGGGGCAAAGGCCGUCGGGUUUUAAAGCAAGUAUAAAAUGAAUAUUUAAAACAAACUUACCUUCGUUAACGUCGGCUUUCUUCUUUUAGCCGAUUCUUUCGCACUUUCUUUCUGAGAAAGCUUUUCAAAUUUACAAAAUCUUGCAAAAAUGCGAGCAAAAAUGAAAUAUAUAUUUGCAAGAAAUUUAUCAAUCAUCAAAUCAAGAAAAUUAAGAAAUGUUUGCUAUUUCGCUGUCGUCAUGCAGUCGUUAUAAUGCAAACUUUAAAGUUAACCAAUCAGUGCCCGCUAUUCAUGACAGUCCACCAUAUUUUUGAGAUCAGUGAGGAUGACCACCCGCCCAACACCCCAACACCGUUGGUCACUCAAACCAGCGCUCAUUGAUGAACUUUUAUAGACUUCGCUAAUGCUUUCGUUUCCCCGGGUGUAAAUAGCCAAGGGGGGAAUUAGUACCCUCGCACGGCGCUUCGCGCCGUCGGCUCGGGGAUCUAUCCAAUAGGAACCGUUAAUAAGGGGUGGAGCAUUAGAUAUCCUGGGAGGGGGGAUGGCAGAUCCAAAAAAAAAUCAUGCAAGCAGUUGGACUAGAAAAUAAAAUUCCUGCAAGCACUUUGGGAAAGAAAACAAAUUCGUGCAACUUCAUGAGAAAUCCAGGUAAAACUUACUGAGCGCGGGCAGUUUAAUAGCUAAUAUGGCUCAUUUUAAGAUAUUUAUAACUUUACAUGCAGUACUUGUGAUACAUGUACUUGAUGUACGUACAGUGCAUGUGUACAUGCUGUAAAACAUUUAAUAACAUCAAUAACAUUAUAGAUUGAAACUAAUUAGUUUAUAUAUAGAGCAUAUCAGGCCCGAAACGCGGCUAAGAGUCAACCGAGUCAGUCAACUCGGUAAGAUUUUUUGUAAAAAAAUUCAAAACAGAAUCUUGUUGGAGAAAACAGAUCCUGAAUGAAAUUUAUUCAAUUUCUGAUGAAGGGUAGAAGACUAGGCUAGUAAAAGUGCGAAUUAGUGUCCCAAAUGUAAUAUUAUUACCACAAACAUGUUUUUUUUUUAUUAUACAUGCAUGCACCUGAUCGUGUUGAACCAAGAGUACUCGAAUUCUUAUGAUUGGAUAUUAAUUGUAGUACAAUUGUGAGACACACUAUAAAAUUAUAGUCAUUGUGUCACUUAUGAGAUUGAUUUUUUUUGAAAACUGCUCCCAGAAUGCAGGAAGACUAUGAAAUUAUAUAUAGUCAUUGUGUCACUGUUUAUGGGAUUGAUUUUUUUCUUAAAACUGCUCCCAGAAUGAAGGAAGACUAUGAAAUUCUAUAGUCAUUGUGUCACUGUUUAUGAGAUCGAUUUUUUUCUUAAAACUGCUCCCAGAAUGCAGGAAGACUAUGAAAUUAUAUAGUCAUUGUGUCACUGUUUAAUUAUUGUAUAUGAUCACUGAUAUUUUGUUAAAAUUGCUCAGUAAAUCUAAAAUCUUAGUUACGGGUCUCGGGGUCUGCAUAUGUGCACACUAUCAUUAAUAUUAAUUAAACAUACUAAUAUUGUAAUAUGGGUGCACCAGAAGUUGUUUUUUUAAAUAUGAGAUUGAAUGAAAAAAUACAUUCACUGUUUUGGAAUUAACUAAUUUUCACACAAGAAAGUAUUUCUUGUAUUUCUGCUUGACACCUAUGAACUGACACCUUCCAUGUCACUAUAUGAUAGAUUUUAAUAAUUGUAAUGUAUUAAACUUUCAUACGAUUGCUCAAUGGGGAAAUUUUGUGCCAAUAACCAACAUAAUUGCUUCGCUACAUUGCCGCCAUUUUUUCUGUAUCAGUAGAGAGAGAAAUAGGUAGGUAAAACCGUUUCAAAAAAAUUCCUGCGCAGCUUCUACUCCGACAAAGCUUAGAACUCAAAGAGAUAAUGGGAUAAUUGCAGGGAUAAUCCCCCCCCCCCCAGGAUAUCUAUUGGUCCAUCCCAAAUGUCAUGUUUCUUUACAGAUGUAUAAAAAGGUAAUCGAACUUCAGCACGCUAUUGUACGUGAAUUACUCUGCGUAAGACCACAUUUUUUCAUAAUCGGAAAGAUCAGGCUUUUAGAACAUUUAGCUGUUGAACGACAUGUUUUUCAUGCCAUUGGAGAAAAAUAAGCAAGUACGAGUCCGAUAAAAAAUGUUAGUCAGAACAGCAUAUUUUCUAUUUGUGCCACUGCCUAAUUAAAGCAGUGCAUAACAAAAAAAAAAGCAAUUAACCACGAACUUGUCGCAGCUUAGCUAAUAUUUAUGCAUACUUAAUAAUAAUCAUAAAUAUGUGUGUAGUUUAUUCAGUUAAGUGAAAUUCAUCAACUGAAUAAGUACCGAGGGGGGUUAAUUUUCAAUGGUCUUAGAUCCAACUCUCAGCGGUGAAAAUAUGCGAUUCUGACUAACAUUUUUUAUCGGAUUCGUAUUUGCUCAUUUUUUAUCCAUUUGGCAAGAGGAACAUAUCAUUCAACAGCUAAAAUCGCUACCAGCCUGAUCUUUCCGAAGACGAAAAAAUCUCGUUCAUACGCAGAGUAAUUCAGAUACAAUACCGCGCUGACGUUCGAUUGCCUUUAUUUUGAUACACCCUGUAUAAAAUCAACAUUCCGUAUGGAAAUUAUUUAUAGCAUAAUUACUGAUUGACAGGCGUAUCGAUUUCGACCAAUGGGAAUUUUGCGUUAUGUGGGCAACGCGCAUUUCGCUUAUUGAUGUGUUGUCGGGGUCCCUUCUUUCCUUUCGCAUGCCCGGAAAUCUAAAUUCGCGGAAAGGAGGGACCGCUCGCACUCUAUUUAUUCUUUAUCUUUAAUACUUAAACAUACUUAAAGAGCCCUUUGCAAAAUAACAGCUCAGAGUAUAUAAAUUCCAAAUUGUUUAUUAUUUUGAGAUUUCGUGUUUAAUGCACACGGGCUCGUAUCACGGAUACGAGCCCGCGUGUAUUAAACACCAAAUCUCAAAAUAAUCUCUAAAAUUAUAUUAAGCAAGAAAAUAAACCAAUGCCAAGUGUCUUGAAAACAAAUUAAUUGGCUCAACCUAAACAACCGAGUUAAAUAGUGUCGAAAUAUAUGUCUGGUACUUACGCAUUACACAGGAGUAGUUGACUUCCAAGUACUUUCUUAUUCUGGGACAAGGAUCAGUUAAUUUUAAUAAAUCUGCCAUAAAUGGCGAAGCACUGAGAUCGCACGCUCUUCUAUGAUCACAAUAAUUCUUCAAAGAAGAUGUUGUAGUUGGAAUUUCCUUUGCACCACAACCAUUAAAACUUUGUAGACUGGAGCAAUGAUGUCUUUCUAGUACUCCCCAAAACGCUGUGGUAAUAUUUAUAACAAGUCCAAAAGGGCAUCUUAUCGUUACAAGUCCAUGUUCACAAAUUAAUGCGUAUUUCGUUAUGCCUAGAAAAAAACGACAGCUAUAUUUCCUGAUCCAUUGACACGCUAAUUUAAUGCCGUUUCGAAUGUAACCCAGUGGGGAGGGUAUUAAUUUUGGUAUAAACGUCCGGGUGUGUCAGAGAGAUGAGAGAGCGUAAUUAUAGCUAUAGCGUAUUCACAAACACUCGUGUGUUAUGUCAAAGACGUUCGAUGGUUUUGUUCGUCAAGUUCAUGCGCAAACAACAAACCGAAACUACACUGUCACUGGUAAUUAUCAAGAUAUGCAAUGAUUGGUUAAGAUUAAGAUGUUGCAGAUCAAUGUAUACACUAUAAUUUAAUUCUCAUUUUGCAUGAACAAACGUGGAGGUGGUAUUCCUGGCAUUAUAGGCUAAAGGCCGUUUUCCACCAGGUGAGUUUUUAUAAAUGUAAUGUAAUUUUAUAAAUUUAUAAAUAAAUGUCUCAGUAUAUUUAUCGAACGAUCUCUUACUCCCUUAGCCUCAUUUUAAUAAUAGAUUCUUUUUGCCUUUUUAUAAUGACCAACAACAAGGCUAAAUUUUUUAUUUAAUUCAAUACGACGUUUACUCCAUCAUCAGGUAAAAAACUACAAUCUGCGAUCUAAAAACGUUAAAACUACAAUAAACGUCAACGCUUGCAACCGUUGCAUGCUCGCGUGCAAGGUUGCGCAAGCAUGCAUAUAAGACAUAUAAAUUGCAAGUCGGAGAAAAAUAUCAUAGGUCUCCCGAAAAGGUCUUUUAUAUUUCAAAAAAAUCCAUACAAUUUGCUUUAAAAUGCAAUGCUUUGUUUGACAUGCAAUGCUUCAAUGUACAGAAAAAACCUCUAUAAUUUGUAUUACAUGAAGUACGUGUAACAUCACAAUAGCGUUGCGUCAUUAUGUAAUAUAUCCCCCCAAGAUUGGCAACUAAAUACAAAUUUAAAACUGUAUACACAAACUUAAUGACGAAAAAACUCGUACAUAAACAUCGAAAUUCAUUUAAAAAACUAACUCACUAUAGUAAGACAUAACUUUAAGGUGGCUCCCUACAGUUCUCUAAAAUUCUAGGUAUUUUGAGUAACGUUCGCUUUGAACCGAACUUAUAUUAGAUAAACGAUGAUCAUUUCCAGGAAAGUUCAGAAGCUGUGUGCUGUCCAUUUAUGAACAAAUUAAAACAGUGUUCGUGUUGCCAUGGUAACCAUGAUGUUUAAUCUUUUGCACUUUUAUUGUCUAAUUUCACAAUAAAUUGACAAUAUCUAUAUUCUCCUUCGGUGAAUUUUUCUGAAAUUUGUUUUGAAGAUUUAUGGCCCAUAAAGGAAAAAUAUAUCAAAAUUUGAAGGGAAUUUACAAAUAAGUUUUCGAGAUAUUCGUGAAUGACGAAUACAGAAAAAGUUAUGUGUAGAAUUUCUUAGAAUUUGGAUAUGUUGUACCACUCGUCUUGUAUAACAAAAAUACAAAGUUUAAAAAAAUUUCACCGAAGAAAACACGAGAAUAUCAUCGCUAAAAUCGGCGUGGCCAGCACUGAAAAAAAUCGACUCGACAUGAGCACGAUCUGCGCAUGCGUGUAAAUUGUAGCGUGUGAUGUAUAGUGAUUUCAACUUUUUGGCUUACAAUACAUACGAAAACAGAUAUUUCUGACUUGUUUGGCAUGAAAAUAAAAUAUUAAUCUUGAAAAUACUAAUAAAAAAAACACUAUUAUUCGCAUUGUAUUAAAUCCAGUGUUAGUUUACAUUUGUUUUUGUUGUUAAAAUCGGUGUGAAAACUUUUCAAAACAUCGAACUACAAGUUUAACUUUUCAUAUAAAACAACUCAUAACUGUUUUAUUUGAUUUAGCAGAUAAAACGAUACCUGUGAAUUGAAUUGAAUUGAUUGACAGAACUUACAUAAGUUUCGGCGACAGUUCACUACUGUUCAAGAGUUAUAGAAGACAGUAUCAUUUCAGUUUGACAGUUCGCAACACAACAAGAUGAAAAUUUUGAGCAAUAUGAAAGACAAUACUGAACGUAAAUACGUAAAAACACACUAAAAGAUUGGCUAAACUAGUUAAUAACAUACGUACUGUUCGAAUUCACAAAAAAAUUAGGAUUAUAAUGAAAAACUGGAGCUUUCUUUGUAGAUAAAAACGCCAAAAAACUUCCCGCGGCUUGUUUCAAUAUUUUUGCCGAACAGUAUUACCGAAAUCAGUAGAGUGUCUUUUCCGGAAGUUGAAAAGACAGUCGAAAGCCAGUAGAAACGUUCAUGUUUUAUGACGUCACGGUGAAGGAAUGCAGCGUGGAACUUGUAAGUUAUUUUACUUAUUAGUAAACUUUAUUUAGUUUGACAAAUUGCCAAUGGCUCGCCAAACACAGAACAAGCUUUUGAGCAAAGGGAGAAGUUCUAGGGUGAGGCGGUAAAACCGAUGUUUUUUGAAAACCGAAUUACUCGAUGUUACUUUUGGAGAAAGACCGGAAAACCGAAAAAACCGGAGGAAAACCGAAAUCGAACCAUACUUAUACGGGUCUGUUGCAAAUGAAUCAACUUUGGCAUUUACACACGAAAACUAAAGAGAUUUUGUUUAAAAUUUGAUAACAUCUUCAAAAUACCUUACGUUUAAUAUCAUUCUACAAUUUCGCGCGAGCUUGAGGUCUUGAACGGAUAAGCGGAUCAAACGAUGGUGAAUUUUGAUUCGCUGGUAAUAAAGGCGGACGUCUGCGAAGACAGGUUUAAGAUAUUCAUAUAGCGUGUUGUGUCUUUUUUAAACCGUUUAAAGUUUACUAAUAAGUAAAAUAACUUACAAGUUCCACGCUGCAUUCCUUCACCGUGACGUCAUAAAACAUGAACGUUUCUACUGGCUUUCGACUGUCUUUUCAACUUCCAGAAAAGACACUCUACUGAUUUCGGUAAUAAACAGGACGAUUCCACGCGCAGGUCGCGAGGAUGAAGUCUGAUCUAUGUAAAUCGUAUUUAAACUGUACUAACUGUAGGGAGCCACCUUAAUACUUCUACAUUGUAUUUUUUUAUUCUCUCAUCACUUUAAAACGAGUUAAUUUUGUGAAAAUUUCGAGGAAAAUGGCUCAAUUUGGUCAAAACUAUGCGGGAUGACUGCUCCCGGCGUUACGUUACAAAAUAAGGCUCUCUGAUUUGCUGAAAAUGUUUAAAAUUUCAAAAAAACUCUUUGAUUGGCUGGAUGAAAUUUCCCAGCGAAUCACGGAGCUUUAUUUUGUGACGUAACGCCGGGAGCCAUCAUCCCGCAUAGUUUUGAUCAAAUUGAGUUACGAAUUUGAUGAAAUUUCCUCGAAAUUUGCACAAAAUUAACUCGUUUUAAAGUGAUAAGAGAACAAAAAAACACAAUGUAGAAGUAUUAAAGUUAUGUCUUACCAUAGUGAGUUAGUUUUUUAAAUGAAUUUCUAUGUUUAUGUACGAGUUUUUUCGUCAUUAAGUUUGUGUAUACAGUUUUAAAUUUGUAUUUACUUGCCAACCUUGGGGAUAUAUAUUACAUAAUGACGCAACGCUAUCCUGAUGUUACACGUACUUCAUGUAAUACAAAUUAUAGAGGUUUUACUGUACAUUGAAGCACAGUUUUUAAAAUUAUAUUAAAUAUCAUUAAACUGUGAUUGAAGCAUUGAAUGUCAAAGCAUUGCAUUUGAAAGCAAAUUGUAUGGAUUUUUUUGAAAAAUAAACGACCUUUUCGGGAGACCUAUGAAAAUAUUACCAUAAUUAGAUCAACACUGCAAUAGUUACUAUGGUCUGUUUUUAUUUACACUACAAAGUCCAAAAUAUUCAGCUGUUCGUAUUUGCCAUUCAAAUCCGGUUUAAGUUGCUGGAUAAACAAAGGUUCAGCAAUUUUUCGCUCCAAAGAUCCCUUUGGUUUUUUUUAUUAAUAUUUUAACCGAGAGUUUUGGUUUUUGACCAAGAUGGUGUUUUCUAUAAAGCCAUUUCGCAAUCGGGUUUGCUGCAGAGCGGUAAUUACUAUAUAUUUAGACUGUUCGUAUUUAGUUUAUUAAUAUGCUUUAGCAAUACCUGUUAUUUAAGGUCAUGCCAAUAAAGCUAUUAUAAAUUGAAAUUGGACCACUAAUGGUCAACUUGUCUCGCUGAUAUAAGAUGCAUGCCCUGUAAAGAUCACAACUCAAUUGAGACUUUGGAGCGGAUGAGGUUCUGCAAAUUUGGAAUUUUUGGCAUUCUUGCAUUCUUUGUCAUAAGGUCGAGAUCUUCGUUAACGUCGGCGCCUUUGCUCGCUUCUUUUAGCUUAUUCUUUCGCCUUUUUCUUCUCAAAAAGCUUUUGAAACUUACAAAAUAUCGCAAAAAUGAAAUAUAUUUGCAAGAGAUCAUCAAAUCAAGACAUUUUUGCUAUUUCGCUGUCGUCAUGCAGUCGUUAUAAUGCAAGUUUUAAAUUGGACCAAUCAGUGUUGGCUAUAUUCAUGACAGUCCACUAUAUUAUGAGAUCAGUGAGGAUGACCACCAACCAAACACCGAAGCACGCAUGGCAACCAACGCCCGCGAUCAUUGAUGAACUUUAUACUUCGCUAAUGCUUUCCUUUCCCCAGGGGUAAAUACCCGGGCGGAAUUAGUACCCUCGCACGGCGCAACAAAGGGAUCUUUGGAGCGAAAUAUUACGGAAGUUUUGUUUAUCCAGCAACUUAAACCAGAUUUGAAUGGCAAAUACGAACUGCUGAAUAUUUUUGACUUUGUAGCGCAAAUAAACACAUACUUCUGUAAUUUCAGUCCUAAUUAAUCUAAUUAUUGUAAUUCUAAUUAAAUGUCGGACACGCAAUUUAUAUGCUUGCGCCAUAGAGAUUAUAAAUAACACUUGUAAUCGUGUUAUUUAUAAUCUCUAUGGCUUCGCAACCUUACAUGUGAGCAAUGAGCAUGCAACGGUUGCAAGCGUUGACGUCAAGUCUAAUCUAAUCUAAUCUAACCUAACCUAACCUAAUCUAACCUAACCUAACCUAACCUAAUCUAAUCUAAUUUAAUUUAAUUUAAUUUAAUUUAAAUUGUGAAAUUUGCUGUAUAUGGGAAUUAUUGUGAUUUAUCACCCCAUGUAUAUGAAAUGUCAAGACGGCCAACAAAACCAUGAACAUUUGCAUAGUAUAAAUGAUUGCUAUAUCUGCAUAAUCUGUUGCUGACUUAUUUGUUCCAUGCUUUAUUGCAACUUCAAGACUGUACUAGAAAAUAUACACACACAAAUAUGUAUAAAUAGGAUAUACAUAAAAGAUUCUGCAUGAAUUGACCGGGUCUAAACUUCUAUUAAUUAUGUGCAUUACAAGAAAAUAUAUUUGGCUGACAGAGAUCAGCCUGGUUUUGCGACCUGCAAUGGCCACACAUAUAAUUAUAAGCAGCCCCAAAAUUGAAUAUCUACAAUCCAAUUAUUUAUUAUGACAGCGCGCGCAAGAAUACAAAACCUGUCUUGCCGAAGCAAAAACAGCAUUUUUUUUAACUGUUAAAAGCUUAUAAAUUGGUUAUGUGAUAAAACGUGACUGUGUCCGUUUUAGCGAUUGCAGAAUACCCGUCCACUUUUGAAGACCACACUUGUUAUCAUGAUACGAUGAUGCGAAGUGAAAAUGAUUACGUAAUAAGUAUAUAACUGCACUAUUAUAAAAGGCUGGGUAACCUAUAUUUUUGCGUGAUACGAUGAUACGAAGAAUUGAUAAAUAUGUCUGUGAAAAAUUAAAUUAGAUACGUUGGUAUUUUCAAAGAACGAGGCAAUUAUAUUAUUAAAUUUUAUAUUAUUAAAGAAAGAAGUAUACGCUGUUUAGUUUAUGAUUUUUAUUAUAAUGCGGCUUGCUUAUUAAGUAAUCAUGUUCGUAUGGUCGUAUCACGCAAAAAUAUAGCUUACCCAGGCUUUUAUAAUAGUGCGGUUAUAUAGUUAUUACGUAAUCAUUUUCACUUGGUAUCAUCGUAUCAUGAUAUCAAGUGAGACCUUCAAAAGUGAACGGGUAUUCUGCAAUUUAGUCAAAUCUUCUAACAUGCGUUUUCUCCUUAACUUUCACUUUCUAUUUAAAUUUUCAAACUCAUGAAUAGAAAGUACUUACUUGAAUUGUUCACGUUCACUGGUUUUACUUUCAGCUCUACAAAAAGGAAGUGAUAGUCAUAAUUCGAUUGUUUAUUAAAGGUUAUGGUUAUGCACUAAGCAUCAAGGGCUUAACAAAAUAUGCUAAUUUCCACUCCGGAAAAUAAGCACCGGAUCGGAGUAUGGUCCAAUACCACGAUACGACAUGGAUCGUGGAUUUGGUAACUACAUUGUGCAGAUGGUGAAUUGGUUCACUGAUGGUGAAGUGGUUUCACGAUCCGUAAACCAUAUGGACGAUAUGUGCACAUGGUGAAUUGGUUGACGGAUGGUGAAUGUGGUUUCACGAUCCGUGAAUGAUGCGCAUGGUGCCACAGGGUAGACCCCAAAACACUGACGAUCCGUGCAGAUGGUGCGCAUGGUGAAUUGGUUGACGGAUGGUGAAAGUGGUUUCACGAUCCGUGAAUCAUGCGCAUGGUGCCACAGGGUAGACCCCAAAACACUAACGAUCCGUGCAGAUGGUGCGCAUGGUGAAUUGGUUGACGGAUGGUGAAUGUGGUUUCACGAUCCGUGAAUGAUGCACAUGGUGCCACAGGCUAGACCCCAAAACACUAACGCAGACCUUCCAACCUCUGAAACACCCAAACCUUGAGAUCCCAAUAAUUUCCUUGGAGAAACCUUGAGAUUUGGGUCCCAAACCUUGAGAUUUUCAAAUUUUUCGAAAACGAAGAAACGUCAACAAUAACAAAUAUUAGAAAGAUUUAAACUGUCAUAGUAAGUGUUUCUUUAGCUAAAACUAAGUCUAAACAGAUGCUAAAUAUAGCUAAACGAAUGCAAUCAAUGUCAGGAAAUUAUCUACACUGUAACUGUCACCGUCGACUGAUUAACAAACAACCAUAUACUAUAUUAAAUACAACAAACUGUAACAAGACAGACAAGUUCCUUAGAUGGUAGGAACAGCAGUAUCUUCUACGUCAAACUGCUCACUUUCCGCAUCACUGCUGUCAUUGUUUCGUUCCGCCAUCUUGAACACGUGGCAUGCUAUCACACAGUCGUGCGCGAACAAACGCGUGGACACUCAAUUAUCAAUGCGCUAGAUAACGCGUAUUUAGUACGAGCAACAAAAGUUUUAUUAUUAUCUAUAGACUAUUAUACGUAAAAUUUAUAAGUCAAGUUGAUCGAACUGAAAUGAACUGAACACAUAAAUUUGAUUUCAUUUUAGGUUGUUUUUUAUUGAGAUUGCCAUUUUAUUGACUUAUUCAGUAUUGUGAAAAACCGUGAGAUUUAGAGGUUAAACCGUGAGACCGUGAGAUGAGACCAUAGAUAUCUUACAUACACUAGAUAGCGCAUCUCUUUUAGUAAAAUUGAAGCCAAGAAUAUUCCAGCGGUUACCCCCAUUUGAAUAGAUGGCGGCCAUGUUGGUCGUUCCCACUUGCUAAUAAACGCUUAAAAAGUGAAUAGUUUAAAAAUGUAUUUGGAAUAGGGUUAACUUAAUGUUUAAGUUCCCUGUUUAAGAAAUAAAAAACAUACGAAUCUUCUUAUUUCAUGGGAACGACCUGAGACUGCAAUCACGGCUUCAAUUUUUGAAUUGCAUAAUAAUUAGAUGCACUAUCUAGUGUAUAUAAGAUAUCUAUGGAUGAGACCUUAAACCGUGAGUCUCACGGUCAAACCGUGAGAGUUGGAAGGUCUGCUAACGAUGCGUGCGGAUGGUGCGCAUAGUGAAUUGGUUGACGGAUGGUGAAUGUGGUUUCACGAUCCGUGAAUGAUGCACAUGGUGCCACAGGGUAGACCCCAAAACACUAACGAUCCGUGCGGAUGGUGCGCAUGGUGAAUUGGUUGACGGAUGGUGAAUGUGGUUUCACGAUCCGUGAAUGAUGCACAUGGUGCGACAGGGUAGACCCCAAAACACUGACGAUCCGUGCGGAUGGUGCGCAUGGUGAAUUGGUUGUUUUCCUUGGUUUGUGAAGAAUGGAUAUCAAACUGACAAAUCAAACUCGGAUCAAAGUAUUUGCCGAUCAUGCGAUUAUUAAACCAUAUUGCCAUAUCUUGAGUACUCCAUAUCUUACGGCAAGUCUGUGCGCAGACUAGCCAUAUUUCCGAUGGGAUCAUGAUGAAUAUAUUUUGUCUGAAUAGCUUUAUAUUUUAAAGGUGAAUAGCAAAACAAAAAAGUUUUAUUCCACACUGAACGUCGAACCAGCUAUAAAUAACCAUUAUGAAGUACGCAUGAGAUUCAACAUGACAUUCAACAUGAUAUUCGAUGUCGUGUAAGUUAACUAAUUUCAAUCACUCAAAAGUCAAAAUGAUAAAUAAUACAGCUAUUCUUCUCUCCCAAAUCAAUUUGUGAGAAACAAACCAUGUAGGUCACAUUAGCUAACUAGUACCUUCAUGGUUAUCCGCACACAAACCGACAAACACAUCUAAAAGCACUCCAAAACGAUACUUUCCUAACAGCUAUUCACACUGCCAAUAUAAAAUGGCUUAUUGCAUUUUUAAUCCACACCCCCACCCCCCACCCUAUGGAGGACAUCCAUUUUUUGGACCCCCUCCCCUGGAAUUCCACAGAUGUUGAUGAAUUCCGCGAUUUUUUACAAAUUUCCAGCCUACCCCAUGGAAUUUCCACAGAUUUUUGACGAAUUUCUACUCAUCCCUUGGAAAUUCCACCAAUGGUUUUGACCUAGUCUCUGGAAUUUCCACAUUUUUUGUUUAAUAGGUAACCAUCCCUUGGAAUUUCCAUGUUGUUUUUUUAACCUACCCCGUGGAAUUUCCACAGAUUUUCUUUAAAAUUUAGACCCUCCCUUGGAAAUUCCUGCUUUUUUUGUUGAAUUUUAGGAAGGGGGCCCUGGAAAUUCCAGUAUCCUCCAUAGUGGGUGUGUGGUUUAAAAAUGCAGUAAGCCAAUAUUAAAUACAAUUUAUCAAGAAUUUUAAACUAUAAAUUUCUCCGCUCCUAUUCUAUAGCAUUUUUUAAAACUUUCAUAUCUUGUACAAAUUUAUCUCCUCUUUCUACUGGUUAUUGAAUAUUGUGUGGCUCCUGUAAUACUUCUAUGUGCUUAUAGAAGAUUUAUUCAUAAGUAAAAGAUACACGUCUGAUUAUGUCUAGGUGUUCUAGCGAGUCCUUGAGGUUUCUAUUACAAUUACAUGUGCUAGUGAUUAUGAUGUGAACUGUCAAUCAACCUAAUUGAUGUAUGUAUAUAGCUACUAUAUAUGAGCAUAUAUUACAUCCCCCUUUUUCUAAAUUAAAAGUAAUUAUUACCAAAAUAUAUAUAACGUAAAAUGAAUUAUUUAAGAAAUCAAGUCUAUGUUUGGAUUACGUGUUCGAUUCAAUAUUUAAGUAAACGUAUUCAAACAAUAUUAUUAUUAUUAUUAUUAAUGUUAAACACUCCCAGAAGGGUUUUUCAGUGUUCAAUACAGAAGUUAUAAAAAGUAAUUACUUAAUUAAAUUAUAUUCUAAAAACUAUAUAAUAUACUAUUAACACCAAAAUAUAUAAUAUCAAGCUAGUUAUAUUUAAGGUAAAAUACUUAUUAAUACUAUUUAAUUUAAAAUUUAGUCAGUAAAAGAUGUAAUUCAGUUCUAUUCAUCGACAAAUUGUUGAACCAAAUAACUUCGUAGCCCGCUUUUAAAACGUUCCAAAUUAAGAUUAUGGUCUUUUAGCCAUUCUGGCAAACUGUUCCAUAAACAAGAAGCUCGGUAGCGAAAAGAACGUUGUCCGGUCGCUGUUCUAUAUAAAGGUAUUUCCAAUAAUUCGCAAGAUCUUGUGUUCAAAUUGUGUAAUUGUGAUCUUGUUUGGAACAUACGACAUAAAUAUGAUGGGGCCAUACCAUUAACACACUUAUAAGCCAUUACUGUAUCUCGGAAUCGCAACAUAUAAUUGACUGGUAACCAGUUAAGCUGUUUUAAAGAUGGAGUGAUAUGGUCGAAUUUUUUUGUGCCCGUGACAAUACGUGCUGCGAAGUUCUGAACUUUUUGCAAUUUUGCAAUGUUUUUCUUCGAUGAAUUAGACCAUAUGGUUGAACAGUAAUAGAGUUUACUAAAAACCAACGCGUUUAUUAAAGAAUUAACGUCUUCAUAUCAAAAAGGUGCCUUGCUCUAUUAAAUUGACACAGGCUACCGACACAAGAGGAAACCAGUUUUGUGACGUGUUCAUCGUACGUCAAACCACUAUCCAGUGUCACGCCUAGAUCAGUGGCUGAGGUCACAGGAAACAGUUUUUUCCCCAAUAGUAAAAUAUGGAAAUCUGCCGGUAUCUGUUUCAACAUAUAACGAGUUGCGAACACAAGUAAUUUCGUCUUAUUGGAAUUAAUAAUUUCGUCUUAUUGGGAUUAAUAUGGCAAUCAUGCUCGAUAUGUUCACGUCUUGUAGUUCGGAUUCUGGUUUAUCCGUCUGCCAUAACGGCUUGUCUUCAGUUGAGGUAGGUUUGGCGCUUUUGGGAUUUGGAUGUUGUUUCUUUCUGCAGUGGUUGUUG
Messenger RNA from Paramuricea clavata, 33468 nucleotides. Lineage: Eukaryota; Metazoa; Cnidaria; Anthozoa; Malacalcyonacea; Plexauridae. The record is from the annotation of a GenBank genome assembly.